Molecule: messenger RNA, 920 nt
Organism: Etheostoma spectabile (orangethroat darter)
Lineage: Eukaryota; Metazoa; Chordata; Actinopteri; Perciformes; Percidae
Gene: eif3k
Product: eukaryotic translation initiation factor 3, subunit K
Exons: 8
Coding region: 152-814 (220 amino acids)
Biological process (GO): regulation of translational initiation
Cellular component (GO): cytoplasm; eukaryotic translation initiation factor 3 complex
Molecular function (GO): translation initiation factor activity; ribosome binding
Source: RefSeq, a predicted model, not a curated record
CUUGUCGGGCACUUUCCGGUGCGUCUGUGCGUCGCUAUUUCCGGUCCGACCCUUUUCUACCUCCGCCCCGGUACCUUCUCAACUCUGCGGCCCACGUGCGGGUUUAAUUCGGGUUUUUUCUUAAAUAGUUUUGUGUAAAAGUUUGGACCAAAUGUCGGUGUCUUUCGAGCAGAUGAGGGCGAACGUGGGGAAACUCUUGCGAGGAAUCGACAGGUACAACCCAGAAAACCUUCCUACGUUGGAGCGCUACGUGGAGACGCAAGCUAAAGAGAACGCCUACGACCUGGAGGCCAACCUGGCGGUCCUGAAGCUGUACCAGUUCAACCCGGCCUACUUCCAGACUCAGGUGACCUCGCAGAUUCUGCUGAAGGCUCUGACCAACCUGCCGCACACCGACUUCACGCUCUGCAAGUGUAUGAUCGACCAAACACACCAGCAAGAGGAGCGUCCCAUCAGGCAGAUCCUCUACCUGGGGAACCUGCUGGAGACCUGCCACUUCCAGAGCUUCUGGACGAGUCUUGAGGAGAACCGAGAGCUCAUCGACGGCAUUACUGGUUUCGAGGAUUCUGUACGCAAGUUCAUCUGCCAUGUAGUGGGCAUCACCUACCAGACCAUCGAGCACCGGUUGCUGGCUGAGAUGCUGGGAGACCCGCUGGACACGCAGGUGAAGGUGUGGAUGAAUAAGUACGGCUGGAUGGAGAACGAGGAAGGGCAAAUCUUCAUCUUCAACCAGGAGGAGAGCGUCAAGCCCAAGAACAUCGUGGAGAAGAUCGACUUUGAGAGUGUAUCCAGCAUCAUGGCCACAUCUCAGUGAUGCAAACACACACACACACACACACUCACUCACUAAGCACGACAGUUUUAACCGGGUCAUUUGGAUUCAUAAUCACUUUUUUCUCAAUAAAAGUAAUUUAUCAUUU